AAACAGAAGAAAAUCCCAAGGAGGACAUUUUCUGAAGGCCAGAUAGCACGUCGCAUGAAUCCAACCAGAAAUGCUCGUCCACCAGAGAAAUUCGCCUUGGAAAAAUUUACUGUGUCAUCUGUUAAAUUAGCAGAACACUUCUGUAGCUAUAGGCAACAAAACCUCUUGAAGAGGAGACUCAUUGUGGAGGAUUGUGGAGUGCGCAAAAGAAGGAGAUCAUCAAAGUACUCAUCUCACCGUCCAGUAGAAGAUAUUACUGAUGAGGACUUGGACAACAUUGCAAUGACUGUUAAAGACAAAAUUUAUGACAAAGUUCUCGGUAGUACUUGCCACCAGUGUCGACAAAAGACAAUUGAUACAAAGACAAUCUGUCGCAACCAGGGUUGUGGAGGAGUAAGGGGGCAGUUUUGUGGACCGUGUCUUCGAAAUCGAUACGGGGAAGAUGUGAAAUCAGCACUGCUUGAUCCAGCCUGGAUCUGUCCCCCUUGUCGCGGCGUGUGCAACUGCAGCUACUGCCGCCGGCGGGACGGGCGCUGUGCCACGGGCAUGCUCAUCCACUUGGCCAAGUUCUACGGCUACGACAAUGUCAAGGAGUACCUGGAAAGUUUACAGAAACAGCUAGCGGAUGACAAUUGAGAACACUGAACUCGAGCUGUGCCUGGUUAACAUGUUGACAAAUUUUGACUUCAGAAGGUUAUUACUAUAUUUUAUAUAAGAUAGAAUUGUAGAGUAUAGUAUAUGCAUUUCUGUGUUGGGAACUUUUUGAUUGAUGUGGUCUUAUGCAAAAGAUCUCUCAGGAAAAUGUUUUAGUAGAGAAAUCUACAUGCACAGACCGAUAUGUUACGUGAAAUGGCACUCUUGAACCAUGAGUGGUUAAUUUUUAUUAGAGCUACACAACCACGUGAUGGAGAACUUGGUCAAUUUGAGCAAUAUUUUUAUUUAUAUAAUUGUGCAAGUUUGCAGAAAGGGUGUUUUAACAAGUAUCUGGAAAGCAUA
Molecule: messenger RNA, 996 nt
Organism: Pterocles gutturalis (yellow-throated sandgrouse)
Lineage: Eukaryota; Metazoa; Chordata; Aves; Pterocliformes; Pteroclidae
Product: cell division cycle-associated 7-like protein
Exons: 5
Biological process (GO): regulation of DNA-templated transcription
Cellular component (GO): nucleus
Source: RefSeq, a predicted model, not a curated record